AUGACAAGCUUUGAUUUUAAAACACGGUGCAGCAACCAUGGGCUCAAGCAGAAGAUGAUUGAUGAGCUAGGGAAAAGCGAUCUGGGUUCCCAAGAGGCCUUGAAGUUAGUCCACGCAGAUGACAUUGCCACAUUGGACCUCACCCUCAGACAGAAGAAACUCCUGCUUCACGCCUUAGCAGAACUGAAUGGUGCGGAAAAAUUAAGUCCCUAAGGCUGGCGAGAACCAAUUGAAACAAUGCCUGUCACUACCAACACAUUGGCGAGCAAUGGCAGUUUAGAAGAACUACUGAAAAAGAUCGCAGGAGCUUCAUUAGAUGACCAACCUGUCACGCCCCGAGCCACAGAACAGCCAUUGCCUGUGCCCCUCGAGAGGGUUGACAACAACCAGCAGGUGUUCCUUGGCAUACAGGACAAGAAGAGAGAUGAGAUAAAACCUUUUCUUAUUCCCGACUUUGUAAGCACUGCAACUUACAAUGGAUCCAUUGAGGACAAACAAGAAAUUGGUGGGUCUACAGAUGCAAGUAUUAUUCUACAUGCCCCCAGAGGCAUGCCACAUACCGCAAAAUUAUGUGAGAAAAAUCUACAAAUUGACAAACACAGGAAAACUUUCUGGCAUGGCCCAAAUUGCAGAUUACCAUUCAUAUAA
Molecule: messenger RNA, 648 nt
Organism: Porites evermanni
Lineage: Eukaryota; Metazoa; Cnidaria; Anthozoa; Scleractinia; Poritidae
Source: the annotation of a GenBank genome assembly